CCCGGGCCACACGGCGUUCAACCUCUCUCCGCGCCGAGCACCACCGGGUUCACUGCAGCCCCAGGAGUCUCGCUCACGGCGCCCCUCUCCCCGUUCGCCCCACCUCAGGUCGAAGAAGAAGAGACACAGGGGCAUAGCCACGUCCAGAUGGCGCACGCAAGGCCGGGGACCGAAUUGGUGGUGUACAAAGGCAAGACUGUGGAAGCCAUCCUGGCUGGAAUGAGCACAAACAUCAAAGUGGCCAUCGAGAUCAGCAACAAGUCGAAAUACACCCUGCACAAACAAUCAUGUUUCCUGGAUGCUGGUGUGGAGGACUACUCCCCACACUCAGAAAUCAUCUCCGGUGAGAAGCGAGCCUGUGGCUUCCGUAAGCUCAACAUGUCACUGAAGGGCUGUUACGGGGUCCUGCGCUACUGCAUCAAGGACAACAGCAAGUGCCUGGACAUCAUGUUCAGCAACCCCUACUCGAGCGGCGUCUUCAGCCGAGAGGUGGCCAUACAGCUGCAGGACCUCGCCAACGUGGCCGCACCAUCCGCCAGGCUCCUGACCGAGAUGUACAACUCGAAGGUGACGGAGGAUACGUUCGACAAGAAAGGAGCGGGGGACUCCAACGCCGUGGUGGAGGACAAAAAGGAAUUGAACAUUAAGGUGACGGCCAACAUGCAGGACAGCGCGGAGUCCAUCGUCCGUAUAGAGCUGACGGAUAUUCCUCACGCAAAGCAGAUCAUUGUAAAGAGCUCUCCAGCCAUGAGCGAGUAGGGUUGCGCUUUAAAAUCACCAUCAUCAGAUUGACAAAGGCAUUUUUCUUUAUAACCUCGGAUUAGCACGGUUGGCUAUGUAUGGUGGGAAAGAUUUUCAACAUAUAUAUACUGUGAGGGGAAAAAGUAUUUGAUCCCCUGCUGAUUUUGUACGUUUGCCCACUGACAAAAGAAUUAUCAGUCUAUAAUUUUAAUGGUAGGUUUAUUUGAACAGUGAGAGACAGAAUAACAACAACUAAAUCCAGAAAAACGCAUGUCAAAAAUGUUAUAAAUUGAUUUGCAUUUUAAUGAGGGAAAUAAGUAUUUGACCCCCUCUCAAUCAGAAAGAUUUCUGGCUCCCAGGUGUCUUUUAUACAGGUAACGAGCUGAGAUUCGGAGCACAUUCUUAAAGGGAGUGCUCCUAAUCUCAGCUUGUUACCUGUAUAAAAGACACCUGUUCACAGAAUAAAUCAAUCAAUCAGAUUCUAAACUCUCCACCAUGGCAAGACCAAAGAGCUCUCCAAGGAUGCCAGGGACAAGAUUGUAGACAUACACAAGGUUGGAAUGGGCUACAAGACCAUCGCCAAGCAGCUUGGUGAGAAGGUGACAACAGUUGGUGCGAUUAUUUGCAAAUGGAAGAAACACAAAAGAACUGUCAAUCUCCCUCGGCCUGGGGCUCCAUGCAAGAUCUCACCUCGUGGCGUUGCAAUGAUCAUGAUAACGGUGAGGAAUCAGCCCAGAACUACACGGGAGGAUCUUGUCAAUGAUCUCAAGGCAGCUGGGACCAUAUUCACCAAGAAAACAGUUGGUAACACACUACGCCGUGAAGGACUGAAAUCUUGCAGCGCCCGCAAGGUCCCCCUGCUUAAGAAAGCACAUAUACAUGACCGUCUGAAGUUUGCCAAUGAACAUCUGAAUGAUUCAGAGGACAACUGGGUGAAAGUGUUGUGGUCAGAUGAAACCAAAAUGGAGCUCUUUGGCAUCAACUCAAUUCGCCGUGUUUGGAGGAGGAGGAAUGCUGCCUAUGACCCCAAGAACACCAUCCCCACCGUCAAACAUGGAGGUGGAAACAUUACGCUUUGGGGUGUUUUUCUGCUAAGGGGACAGGACAACUUCACCGCAUCAAAGGGACGAUGGACGGAGCCAUGUACCGUCAAAUCUUGGGUGAGAACCUCCUUCCCUCAGCCAGGCCAUUGAAAAUGAGUCGUGGAUGGGUAUUCCAGCAUAACAAUGACCCAAAACACACGGCCAAGGCAACAAAGGAGUGGCUCAAGAAGAAGCACAUUAAGGUCCUGGAGUGGCCUAGCCAGUCUCCAGACCUUAAUCCCAUAGAAAAUCUGUGGAGGGAGCUGAAGGUUCGAGUUGCCAAACGUCAGCCUCGAAACCUUAAUGACUUGUAGAAGAUCUGCAAAGAGGAGUGGGACAAAAUCCCUCCUGAGAUAUGUGCAAACCUGGUGGCCAACUACAAGAAACGUCUGACCUCUGUGAUUGCCAACAAGGGUUUUGCCACCAAGUACUAAGUCAUGUUUUGCAGAGGGGUCAAAUAUUUAUUUCCCUCAUUAAAAUGCAAAUCAAUUUAUAAAAUUUUUGACAUGCGUUUUUCUGGAUUUUGUUGUUGUUAUUCUGUCUCUCACUGUUCAAAUAAACCUACCAUUAAAAUUAUAGACUGAUCAUUUCUUUGUCAGUGGGCAAACGUACAAAAUCAGCAGGGGAUCAAAUACUUUUUUCCCUCACUGUAGAUUCACACAGAGACACGUAGACUUACACAAGCGACCCAUAGACUCACACAAGAGACACAUAGACUCACGCAAGAGACACACAGACUCACACAAGAGAUCCAUAGACUCACGCAAGAGACACAUAGACUCACACAAGAGACCCAUAGACGCAAACAAGAAACCCAUAGACUCACGCAAGAGACCCAUAGACUCACGCAAGAGACCCAUAGACUCACACAAGAGACACAUAGACUCACGCAAGAGACACAUAGACUCACACAAGAGACCCAUAGACUCAUGCAAGAGACACAUAGACUCGCACAAGAAACUCAUAGACUUACAGAGACCUAUAGACUAACACAGAGACCCAUAGUUUGUUGCCCUUUCUCCGCACCGAUUAGCACGGUAGGCUACAUACGAUACGAAAGAAGUUCAACAUACAUACGUACCUAGCGUUGCCACCUUUGAAUUGAACACAAUGUGGAUAUAGAUUACCCAUGGCUUUAAAUCUUGUAUUUUUUAGUGCUCUGCAUUAGGGUUAUAUUAAAAUAGAAAUAUUACAUAAAAUGAACGUAAUUAAGUGAAUUUAAUAAUACAACGAAUAUUAUAAGAACUUACAGGUGUGGUAGAGUGAUAUUGUAUGGCACAUUCCAUGAUUACAACUGGAACAAGCGAGGAGGUGCAGCACCUGGCCUACCUCAGGCGGUAAAUCAAAUCUGUACAUGUUGAGUGAACCCCAAUCCCAUCAGAAUAGAAUUAUAGUGCAGGCCGGAACACCACACGCACUACCUCAAGACAUGCUGAUUCUUAUUUAACAUAGGCACAGGGGCGCUAUAGCCAAAUAUGUGCACUACAUCGCCUUAUAUGUAGGAGGGCGUGGUUUCGAUCCCGACCCUGAUGCCUGUGUAUUUGCAGUUUGCAUGUCUCUCUUUCCCUGUGUUUGCGUGGAUUUUUCUCUAGAUCAUCCGUUUUUUCCCUCUAUUUAGAAUCAACAUCACGCUUUUCGAGUAUUUGGCUGUUAUAAGUUUCCACAUGAUAAGCCACUUUUGUGGCCAGGUCGCUACUGAAUAAGCUAUAUAGGUAAGUGGGCCUUAUCUGGCAAAAUAAACGUUUAGUUAGUUUAGUUUUCACACACACCUCAGAUUAGCACGGUUGGCUACGUACGGUGCGAAAAAUAUUCUACACACAAUAUUGCGUGUGUUAUUUGUCUGACACCGAAGGCAGUUGUGUAAAUUCCACAUUUCUAUGCUGGGGGGAGGAUGUUUAUCCCUGUAUCUUGUGUAUUUUUGUA
Lethenteron reissneri (Far Eastern brook lamprey) is the source of this 3746-nucleotide messenger RNA. RefSeq lists its product as uncharacterized. Lineage: Eukaryota; Metazoa; Chordata; Hyperoartia; Petromyzontiformes; Petromyzontidae. The record is from RefSeq and is a predicted model, not a curated record.